Molecule: messenger RNA, 1451 nt
Organism: Dermacentor silvarum
Lineage: Eukaryota; Metazoa; Arthropoda; Arachnida; Ixodida; Ixodidae
Gene: Sting
Product: stimulator of interferon genes protein-like
Exons: 8
Coding region: 65-1108 (347 amino acids)
Biological process (GO): reticulophagy; activation of innate immune response; positive regulation of macroautophagy
Cellular component (GO): autophagosome; endoplasmic reticulum membrane
Molecular function (GO): cyclic-di-GMP binding; 2',3'-cyclic GMP-AMP binding
Source: RefSeq, a predicted model, not a curated record
CGGGGCCGGUCGCGUUGUGAAGCGGUUCGUAUUCCGUGCCUUCUUACAGCCCUGCAGCAGUUACAUGGCGGAUGGCGAUCGGAGUGAGCACCAUGAUGCUGGCAUGGCGUGGCCGCAUGUCUUCUUUGCUGCGCUUGUCAUCGGUUUCGUGCUGGUGCUUGCAUUCAUCAAGCCAUCAAAGGAGAUUGGUGUGCAGGUGGCAGCGACAGCAGUGUCGGUGCUCAUUGCCAUGGCAGCUCGUCAGUGCUGCUACCUCCUUUGUGAGCUGCAUCGACUGCCGGCGAGAUCCAUGGGGAGCGCCCUGAAGGCAGCAGCUGAAUGUUGCCAACUGCCAUGGACUACAUGGCUGGUGUUCACCACCUGCUUUGUCCUCUCCUUUCUGACGGUCCGUGAAGAUCCUGAUGAGCUGUGGCACACCCUAGAAAAACUGGGCCAUGUACAUUUACUGGUGGCUUUUGUCACCAUGCUCUGCGUCUGGGAGGCAUCGCAGAUGGAGCAUCUCUGCCACCUGGGGUCCUCACAUGUGGGCGAGAACCUCGCCUGGGCCUACGUGUUCAACUAUCUUUUGGUGCUCACUGAUCCCUGCAGCAGGCUUCAUGACCGCUCGUUGUGUUCCCUUUGGGAACGGAUGACGCAGUACGAGCAGGACAACGAUGUCAUCCUCGCUAUCAGGAAACUGAUUGUCCUGAUGCCAACAUCGUGCUACAUAGAACCAGAGUUGGGCGUUGGUGGUGAUGAGGACAUUGAAGUGGCCAACCGGAUGGACGAACUGAAGAUCUCUCGAGCUGGCACUCGGGAACGCAAAUACACAAACACUGUUUACAAGAUACGGAAUGGUGACGACAGUCCGUUCUAUUGUGUGGCCGAGGGUGCAAGCCCACUGCUGACACUGAACGAUAUGCGAGAAUGUGGCGAGUUGACAGCCGAGCAGCAGCGAGCACAGAUGAGAAACUUUGUUGACAAGUUGCGGGAGCUGGUCAACGCCAAUGCAGCCUGUCGGUCGCGCAUCCUCUUGGUUCAGUACGAUGACAUGAGUGAAGAUGGCCAUCCGGUACCUGUCUCUUCAAUCCUGAGGAACGUCAUCAAGAAGGAACAGGGGCUGACUUAAUUCAUCAUUGUGGUUGUUUCACAGCCAUUUAUUAUGGGACAAAAUGUGCUUUCUCUUGCUCUUUUACCUCUGCGUGAAAGUUUUGAGCCUUUUCAAUUCUGCACCAAAAAAUUCCAUUGUUUUCGCUUUACAUGAUGACAGCAGAAAUGGUUUAAAAUAGAGCAGCUCGAGAAAAAGAAGCUGUGUGACCAAGACACAUUUCAGGGAUCGGGAAACACCACUAAGGAUAGGCACUGUUGUGUGGGAAGGGUGCAGCAGCACAAGGACAUCCACAAAGAUGCAUAGUUGAAAAGAGGCACUCACAAGGUUUUCUCAUCUCCCUACAAUAAACCAGUGCAAAAGU